AUGGCAAUUCGCUAUCUUUUCCUGUUCAUCUUUGCACUUCUGCACAAACCUCACAAGAUUAAUUCAAGUGCUUGCACAUUGGAUUUUACCAGGUUCCCUUUCGAAGCGCAAAGCAAGUGCUUUGACAUGGAUGCCGCAGCUUCUUCGUGUUGCAGCUCUGCCCUCCAAUCUCUCUUCCAAGCAAUGACUCUAAAAUCUAGCCAAUCCAGAUCCAUAUACCUCGAGAUUUCAGAAGCUCAGAAUUGUACGAACAUAUUCGAAAAUCUUCACAACAGGAUCAAUCUUAACAAAUGUGAGCUCCAAGACUUUAUCUCCUCUUCAACACGGGACCUGUGUUCGAACAAUGUGGAUCAAAUUAUUGAUCUUAUCGGGGUUGAAACGUAUAACGAGUUACGCUUCAAUUGUAAGGACUUAUCUAGCAGGAAUCACCGCGAUGAAGUGUGUUUCGAUUGCGUUGUUUCUUACAGGAAAACCUUGCAAGUGCUAAAGGAAAGAAAUAGAGCAAGUGACAAAAGGUGUGCUGAAGCUCUACUUGUUAGUCUAGCUAGCUCAGAUGUUCAAUCCACAAACUUUGUUCAGGGAACUUUUUCGUGUUUGUGGAACGAGAUUCAGUCUCCAUGGCCUACACAAAAAAGUCCAAACAAAGCUUAUAUCUUGGGAUCCAAGAAACUCCUUGCCAUAGUGAUCGUGGCAGUGGCGCUGGUGAUUUUAACUCCGAUUCUUUACAAGAUUACCAGGAAGCAACUAAAAUAUGCAAGCGAAAAAGAUAUCGAAAUCCUAUCCGAUCCUUCAGGGAAAUACUAUGUUGGAAUAAUGCCGAGUGGAAUGCCGACGGUGAUUAAGAGACUAAACCAGGGGAUUAGGGUUCCGAGUUUUGGGGAUGAGGCGUGCCGGAAAGCGAAGAUUAGGCAUCCUAACCUGGUGAGCACUGUGGGGUAUUGUGACAAAGGAGAACACUGUCUUGUUUACGAGCACUGCGGUUUGGCAGGUAAUGGAGCAGGUAAUGUGAAGGCACCAAUCUUGACAUGGGAACCUCGAAUGCAGAUAUCGAUCGGCGUUGCUCGCGGAUUAUGUUUCCUCCAUGCUAAUCCCUUGGAUAAAAUGGUUCAUGGAGAUGUAAAGGUAGCAAACAUAUUUCUGACUGAGAAACUUGAAGCCAAGAUCAUAGACUCCGACUUGUCAAGCUUCAAGCCACAUGAAAGAAAAGGGUUGCGAACCAUCAAGACAGACGUUUUUGAUUUCGGGUUUCUUCUGCUCCAAGUUUUGACAGGAAAGAAGGCAAAAUCACUAAUUGAGGAGGCAAGAGAUGCAAUACUAAAAGGAGCAAGUAUAAGUGCCAUGGCGGAUCCACGGUUAAAUGGGGCUUAUGUUGCCUCUGAAUUUCGAAAUGUCUUGGCCAUAGCCGUUCGAUGCACGGCUCCGAAUGAAGGGGAAAGACCAUACAUGGAAGAGGUUGUAAGGAAACUUGAAGAAACACACAAUUUAGUUUGA
Malus domestica (apple) is the source of this 1491-nucleotide messenger RNA. Its product is annotated as protein STRUBBELIG-RECEPTOR FAMILY 8-like. Gene Ontology annotation, molecular function: ATP binding; protein kinase activity. Gene Ontology annotation, biological process: protein phosphorylation. Gene Ontology annotation, cellular component: plasma membrane. NCBI's taxonomy places the organism in Eukaryota, Viridiplantae, Streptophyta, Magnoliopsida, Rosales, Rosaceae. The record is from RefSeq and is a predicted model, not a curated record.